Molecule: messenger RNA, 444 nt
Organism: Verticillium alfalfae VaMs.102
Lineage: Eukaryota; Fungi; Ascomycota; Sordariomycetes; Glomerellales; Plectosphaerellaceae
Exons: 2
Coding region: 1-444 (147 amino acids)
Biological process (GO): tetrahydrobiopterin biosynthetic process
Molecular function (GO): 4-alpha-hydroxytetrahydrobiopterin dehydratase activity
Source: RefSeq, a predicted model, not a curated record
AUGUCGGCCCAAACGCCGACCUUCUCACAGGGCACCGACCCGUCGGCCCUCACGCCCAGACUCACGCCCCUCCUCGCGCCGGGCCGCUGGUCCCUCACCAACGAGGGCGCGGCCCUCGAGCGCACCUUUCGCUUCAAGACGUUCGCCAAGACGUGGGACUUUAUGACGGCCGUGAGUUUGCAGUGCAAGCUCAAGAACCACCACCCCGAGUGGUCCAAUCCUCAGGUGUACAACACGACCUUUAUCCGCUGGACGACACACGAGCCAAAGGGCCUCUCGGCAAAGGACGUCACGCUCGCGACGCUCUGCGACGAGUUGGCCAGGGACUUUGGCGAGGUUGUCGAGGACGCCUCCGCCGCGAAGGAGACGCAGGCCUGCGCUCUGGGCGGGCUGGCUGACGCGGCCGUUACGGCGGGGGGCGACUGCUGUGUGCCAAAGAAAUAA